AUGAUACCCUUCAAGAUUCUAGUUUGGAAUUGUAGGGGUUUGAAUAACACCGAAACUCAAAAUGCCCUUGUCAGUCUGGUUCGCCAGCGGAACCUGGGCAUUAUUUUUCUCUCAGAAACCCUAGCUUCACCUGAUCUUCUCUCUGAUGUCCGGAGGAACUUAGGGUUCGAUGGCGUCAUCUGCUCCCCUUGUAGUGAUGAUUGCCGUGGUUUUGGCCUUUUCUGGCGCAAUGAAGUUCCGGUACGCCUCCGCAAUUACUCCACUAAUCAUAUUGAUGUGGAGGUUGGUGCUAUCGGGUCAGUAGGAGCCUUUCGUUUUACGGGGGUGUAUGGAGUAGCUAUUGCUGCAGAUCGUAUGAUUACUUGGAAUCUCUUACGAACCCUAGCUGCUCAGGUUAAUAUGCCAUGGAUAGUUGCCGGAGAUUUUAAUGAAAUUCUUUAUCUUGAUGACAAAACUGGAGGUCCUCCACGGAAUGUAGUCCAAAUGAAUCGUUUUCGGCAAGCCUUAGUGGAUUGUGAAUUGAUGGAUAUGGGGUUUGUUGGUUCUCGUUAUACGUGGUCGAAUCGUUUCACCAAAGAGAGACUUGAUAGGGCUUGUCAGAAUGUUCAAUGGAGGACAUUAUACCCCUUUUCUCGAGUUAUCACACUACCCUUGAGUCUAUCUGAUUAUUGCCCUUUACUAGUCGAAGUGCUUCCAGAACCAUUGCCCUUAUCUCGGACCCUAAAGCAAUUCCGUUUUGAAGAAAUGUGGUUACAGCAUACUGAUUGCGUUAAUGUUGGUAGAAAAAUCAAGCAGACUGGUACUCUGUUGCAACGGUGGCAUUCUGAUGUUUUCCAGCAGCGACAAACUGAGAUAAAGCUUAUACAGGGGAAGUUGGAUGAUCUUAUGAGGAAAGACUACGAGGUCAGUCAUUUUGAUGAGCAGAAGGCACUACAAUUUCGUCUGAAUGAGCUUUUAUCACUUAAUGAAACUUACUGGAGGCAACGAUCUCGGAUUCAAUGGUUACGAGAUGGUGACCGGAAUACUUCCUUCUUUCAUAGAAGGGCGUCUAAUCGACGCUGCAGGAAUCGAGUUAAGGGCUUGCUUAAUGGUCAAGGACAAUGGACCUCCCAACCUAUUGAGUUGUCUGAUAUUUUAAUCAACUACUAUGAAACUAUUUUCCAUUCGGAUACAGUUGAUAGUAUUGCUCUAGAGACCAUUCUGGACUCCAUGAAACCUAAAGUUACAGAGGAGAUGAAUAGAGAUCUUGUAGCUUCUUAUACUGAUUCCGAAAUUAGGAAGGCCUUAUUCCAAAUGCAUCCGUCUAAAUCCCCCGGACCUGAUGGUAUGUCUCCUUGCUUCUUUCAAAAAUUCUGGAACGUGGUUGGUCAUGAUGUUUGCAUGGCUGUUAGGGAUAUACUUCUUACAGGAAGGAAUUCACUGGAAUCAAAUUUCACUCAUUUGACACUCAUUCCAAAAAUUAAAGAGCCACAGUUACCUUCUGAUCGACGACCUAUUGCAUUAUGCAAUGUGGUUUAUAAGAUUGCUUCUAAGGUCUUGGCCAACAGAUUAAAGCGUAUUCUUCCUCACAUUGUUUCUCCAUUGCAAAGCGCUUUUGUUCCCGGGAGGCUUAUCUCAGAUAAUACCUUAGUGGCUACAGAGAACGGAACUAUCAAAGGACUCUUGAUGUCGCCUACUGCCCCAGUACUUCAUCACUUGUUAUUUGCUGAUGAUAGUUUUCUUUUUGGAGAGGCUUCUGUUCGAGAGUGUCAAGCAUUUAAGAAUUUGCUUUCUAUUUAUGCUCAGGCUUCGGGGCAGAUGAUCAAUCUACAAAAUUCUAGUGUUGUCUUCAGUGGUAAUGUUAGUAGGCAGGUUAUUAAUCAACUUUCCUCUAUUCUUGGAGUGACCUGCGUUAAGGAGCAUGGUCUGUAUUUGGGAUUGCCUAUUCAUCUAGGACGUAACAAGACAACUAUUUUUUCUUACCUGAAAGAAAGACUUUCCAAGAAGUUAAUCAGUUGGAGGUCUAAGAUUCUCAGUGCAGGUGGUAAGGAGUUAUUAUUAAAAGUAGUGGCUCAAACUUUACCCAAUUAUGUCAUGAACUGCUACUUAUUACCUAAGUCUCUUUGUGAUGAUCUUAAGCAACUUUGUUCUCAAUUUUUUUGGGGAAGUACAGAUGGGAAAAGAAAGAUUCAUUGGAGAUCUUGGGAAAGAAUGUGUGUUCCUAAGGAGGCUGGUGGCUUGGGUUUUAAGCAUCUGCAUGCUCACAACCUUGCCAUGUUAGCUAAGCAAGGUUGGCGACUUCUCUCGAAUCUAGAUUCACUUGUUGCACGGGUUUUUAAAGCUGUUUACCAUCCAUGGGGAUCUUUUCUUGAUGCUGACAUGGGUGACAGACCUUCUUAUUCAUGGAGGAGCAUUAUGGAAGCUAGACCUGUGUUACAAGCUGGGUUAUUUUGGAGGAUUGGUAAUGGAACCUCUAUGAAGAUCUGGGAGAAUGCUUGGAUACCUAAUGUACCAUCUCAUUCCCUUGAGAAACCGAAUGAUACAGUUUUUGAAGUGGUCUCUGACUUGAUUAAUGCUCAGGAUUGUACUUGGGACAUCUCUGCUGUUCAUGCAUGUUUUCCUUCCGAUAUUGUUCCUCAGGUUUUGUCCAUUCCAUUAAGUCGGAGAGUGGGGGUGGAUAAGAUUGCUUGGAAACUUGAUAAACGAGGUCUCUUUUCAGUUAAAUCAGCCUAUACCAUUGCUCGUGAUUUUUCUAUUGGCAAUGUUUUUGCCUCGUCUUCCAAUGGUGAUACUUAUGCUCCACUUUGGAAAGCUUUGUGGAAAGCAAAUGUCCCUAACAAAGUGGCUAUUUUUGGAUGGAGAGCAGCUCAUAAUCUUCUUCCUACUCGAACUGCAUUAACAUCCAAAGGUUAUUCUGGUGAUCUUAAUUGUUGUGUUUGUUUAGAAUCUGUGGAAACCCUUAAGCAUUUAUUUCGAGAUUGUAGCAUUGCUAAGGAUAUUUUGGGUGCUCCUCCUUUUUCCCUUCCUUCUUCUCCACUAACUUGGAAAGAGUGGUUGCUGGAUCGAGCCUCCAAUUUGUCUACUAGCUUGUUUGAUAAGUUAUUGGUUCUUUUAUGGAGCUUUUGGAAGAACCGAAAUGAGAAGCUUUGGAAAAAUCGGUCUCAAACUAGUCCAGGGUUGGUGGCAUCGUCUAUGGCCUGGUAUGAGGAGUAUAUGCAGGCUAAUAAACCUUGUACCACUACCACAUCAGUUCAACAGAAAGCCAGUAAACUUUGGCUAGCUCCCUCGGGUGAAAAAGUGAAAUUGAAUGUGGAUGGUGCUUUUCUACCUAAUUUGCAGUUUGGGGGUACAGGUGGUGUCCUUCAUAACUCUCUUGGUCAAUUCCUUGCUGCCUUCUCUAGUCGUGUGCAGUUUGUUAGUUCUCCAUUACAUGUUGAGCUUUUGGCUCUGAAGAAGGGAUUGGAGUUACUGCAGGCCAUGCAUAUUACGAAUGCAGUAGUCGAAAGUGAUUGCCUAAUGGCGGUACAAGCUAUUUAUGCUUGGGAUUGUGAUCUGUCACCAUUGAGAGCCUUAGUUGCUGAUGUCCGAAGUCUCCUUCACUCUAGUACAGAUUUCUCCAUCACUUUUGCCCCUAGACAUGCUAAUGUUGUAGCUCAUAGGUUGGCUGCUCUUAGUUUUGAGUCGGAGAUACAAUGUGAAUGGUUUGUAACUGCUCCAGUUAUCAUACUGGAUGCCCUCAUGUACGAUUUUAAUCGUACCUAG
Messenger RNA from Rosa chinensis, 3741 nucleotides. RefSeq lists its product as uncharacterized. The transcript is spliced from 3 exons. Gene Ontology annotation, molecular function: nucleic acid binding; RNA-DNA hybrid ribonuclease activity. The record is from RefSeq and is a predicted model, not a curated record. NCBI's taxonomy places the organism in Eukaryota, Viridiplantae, Streptophyta, Magnoliopsida, Rosales, Rosaceae. Bases 1 to 3741 code for a protein of 1246 amino acids.